Messenger RNA from Labrus mixtus (cuckoo wrasse), 1473 nucleotides. Its product is annotated as deoxyribonuclease-2-beta-like. The transcript is spliced from 6 exons. Gene Ontology annotation, biological process: apoptotic DNA fragmentation. Gene Ontology annotation, molecular function: deoxyribonuclease II activity. The coding region runs from base 121 to 1182 and encodes 353 amino acids. Lineage: Eukaryota; Metazoa; Chordata; Actinopteri; Labriformes; Labridae. The record is from RefSeq and is a predicted model, not a curated record.
UUCCUGUUUUCGCAGCUACAGCUGUGUUAGCUUUGCCAGUUACUCAGUCUUGAAGCAGACGUGCUAAUAUCAGAUUUCAUAUUUCCCUUUUUUUGUUCACUACACCUGCAGGAGUCAGUCAUGGUGGCCAAGUGCUUUAGUUUCUGCUUGCAGAUCAUUUUAUUGUUUAACUAUUACACAGUGUGUAGUGCUAAUAUUUCAUGUAGAAAUGAAGCCGGGGAGCCUGUUGACUGGUUCGUCAUCUACAAGAUGCCCAGGUAUAAGAUCGGCGAGGUGGGCAGUGGAGUGGACUACAUGUACCUAGACUCCUCAGCAGAAGGCUGGCACAUGAGUAAAUACAUGGUUAACACCAGUCAGGGAGCCUUGGUGAGCACUCUGAACCAACUUUACAUGGGAAAGGCCUACGAGUCUAACAGUUCAGUCUACGCUCUCUACAAUGAUGCUCCACCGUUGACAGAUUAUAUCCGUGGAUAUGGACACACCAAAGGGGCCAUGCUCUUUGACAACUCUCAAGGUUUCUGGCUGUCGCACAGUGUCCCCCAUUUCCCCUCAUUCCCCGAGAAAGGCUACGUUUACCCCUCCUCUGGCAAAGUCUACGGUCAGACCGCUCUGUGUGUGACCUACCAGUAUAAACAGUUCCUCCAAAUAGCACAGCAGAUGGCGUAUAUCUUCCCACGUUUCUAUAACUGCUCUGUACCUGCAACCUUCAUGGCUGACCUGCCGCAGUUGGUUCAGUUAUGUAAGGGCUCCAAACCACCGCUGUCCUCAGAUAAGAGAGAGGAGCAUCUUUUCUCAAUCAGGGGGGAAAAGUUUGUCAGUUUUGUCAAAUCUGAACACUUAGUAGAUGACAUCUACACGGGCUGGAUGGCUCAGGUCCUGGACGCCGACUUACUGGCAGAGACAUGGCAGAGACAAAGUCACGAGCUGCCCUCAAACUGCUCCCUGCCCAAACACGUCAUGAACAUUAAGAGGAUCCAGCUUCCUGGGUCAGUCCGGUUUCAGUCCUACUACGACCACUCAAAGUGGUGCGUGUCCUUGGCCUAUGAGGACCAGGUGACCUGUCUGGGGGAUCUUAACAGAGAGAAGGCCCAAAUGUGGCGAGGUGGGGGGAUGGUCUGCACCUUUAACCCACUGAUUUACAAGGCCUUCAGGAAGAUGGUCGACUGGUACAUCGGCUGUUGAACAAGAACAAAAGAUAGGAUGUUUGGGUCUGUACCUACACAAUUUGAAUGGGUAGUGAGAAAUAUUCUCAUGUGUAAAAGAGCAGUUUUGAAUAUAAUAUCACAAAAGAUUUAUCUCAAUUUCUUUACUGACUCCGACAUUUUCUAUCAAUCUGAGUCUGCUGAUAUUUAAAAUGAGCCUAAUAGGCAAGAACUUGUUUGUAUGUACCGGUAUUAAAAUGAUGACCUUGUUUCACCAUGUUUACGCUUUUAUAGCAACUGACAAUUAAAAACUAAAGCUUUUAUAAUCCAA